ACAACAGCAGAUUUUUAGCAUCGUCACGGGAUAACCACCUCCCUCCUUUUUAAAUGAGGGAUUUAAACAUAACUGCGUGUAGUUUUGUGCUUUUGUCCUAAAUUGGCUGGGGAUCAUCCUGAUGUGCCUCACAGCAUCAUCAUCAUCAUCACCAUUGGGACAAUUAAGGAGUGUUUAGUGAGCAAACAAGAUGGCGGCCGGGCAGCAUCACCGCUCGCUGCUGUCUCUGCUGCUUCUUCUUUGCUUCCUCCCGCCCGGCCACACGCGAACCUCCGCUAUUUCGGACUUAAAGUCGAAAAUAUCCGGAGUGGAAGAGCUCCUGGAGGAGUUCCGCAAGCAGCUCCAGCAGGACCAAACGUACAGGCCGAGCGAGGUGGCCGACUCGUGCGUGAGCGAUUUCGCCUCGGCCCGGGAGAGCAUCAUCCGAGCCAAGGCCUCCAUCGAGCAGGGCGCCACCUUCCUGAUGGCGCCGGACCGAGUGUACACCUGGCGGGACUGUGUUCACGCCUGCUGCUCCCAGCCUCACUGCACCGUGGCGGUGGUCCAGGGGGAGCCGAGGCAGCCCGGGGAGAGCCUCAACUGCUACCUGUUCAAUUGUACCUACAGGAGCCAAAAUGUCUGCUCCUUUGCACCGCAGCCGGGCUUCACCUCGCACAGCCGCCCGGUGAACGCCACGCUGGGGCAACUCCUGCCGGUUUCCCCCGGGGGCUUGGAGCGGACUACUGGAGAGCUGGAUGAUACCCAAGAGGUAGACGAGCCCCCCCGCUGCGACGCCGGACAGGAUGUGAUGAUCCAGCUGCCCACCGACUGGGCUGUUCUGGACGGGCGCGACAGCGUAGACGACCAUGAGAUCAGUCGCUAUGACUGGACUCUGGUCAAGGGGGACACAGCCGUUACUAUGAAGUCUACUCAUCCCGGGUUGUUAAAGGUCACGGGUCUCCAGGAAGGUGUCUACACUUUCCAGAUGACUGUUACUGACACAUCGGGCCAAAAGAGCUCAGACAACGUGUCCGUCACCGUGUUGGCACCCAAGCACCAAGCAGAAGUUUGUACGGGACGCUGCUCCAACUACCAGUUCAAAUGUGACGACGGCUGCUGCAUCGACAUCACCUUCGCUUGUGACGGGAAGCAACAUUGUCCCGAUCGCUCCGAUGAAGAUUUCUGUCCAAACUUCGACACCAGCAGGAAGUCGGUGACCCACACCGAAGGUCUGCCCGUAUCCCAGCUUGCAGCCACGCGCACUGAGGACAGCUUUAUGGUCCAGACUGGACCCAGCAAGACUACGGAGAACAACAGACCUUCUCAGGAGAGGAACAAAGUCACACCGCAACCCCGUCAACAACCGGAGACAGCCAGUCAAGACCCGUGUGCCUCUGCUCCAGUAGUAGGACCGUGCAAGGGUACUUUUGCACGCUGGUACUAUGAUCAGGACGCAGGAGAAUGCAAACACUUCCUGUACGGCGGUUGCCAGGGCAACCAUAACAACUUCCUCCAGGAGUCGGACUGCGUCAGUGAAUGUAUACAGAAAAGUCCAGCCUUCAAACCAGCAAGUGUGUCUCCUCCUGUCACCAAACAGACUGACAUAACUUCACAGAGCCAAGAUAGCGACAACCCGCUGUCCAAACCUGUCAAGGGAGGACAUCCGGGCCCAGAGUCAGGCGCCAUCCUCCCACUGGCACUGGGCCUGAUCAUCACCGCACUGCUGCUGCUCAUGAUCGGCUGCCGGCUGCGGCUGGUUCGCCACAGGCUCAAGAAAACGCGACCCCUCACCACGGAGGAGUCCGAUUACCUCAUCAAUGGUAUGUACCUGUAGCCGCAGCAGACCUGGCAUGUAGGUUGGGGAAAGGACGCUGCCGCUAUGGAGCCUGAGUCUGGACUUUUUUCAGUUUGCAGUUUUUUCCCCCUCUGUAGCCUGAUGUCUGUAAUUAUCUCAUCUGAUGCUUGGACUGUUCACUGGAGCCCCGUUUUUCCCUGUUUACGCUGCUCACUGAUUUUUUUUUUCUUUCUCAAGUGGCACACAUUGAUCAUAUUUUGCCAGUCCAAACGCUCCAAAGUGCUUCAAAUCUAACAUUUUCGCAUCAGGAAGUAGUCCGAAUCAUCUUGCAGAGUGGACUUCUUUGGACUUCUCAGUCAAACACAUCAUCAGCAGCUUUUCCAUAUAUUUAUGUGUAAAUGUUCGCUGUUUAGAUAUUAUUUUGAUAUGAAUAUCAUUCACUUUUUAAUUUCACCACUGUCCUUCCCACUCAUGUCUUGGAAAACCAAGUUAUGUCCAUGUCUAGCUGUAAGCGAGUAAGACCAGAUGUUUUAGGCAGAUCUUCCGAGCUUCGCUGUGGCAUUUGCUAUACCAACUAAUGGCGGGGAUGCUUGUGACUCAGAAUUUUGCUUUAACCUUAAAAGCGUAACAUUUAGCCAAAAGACGGCUCUUACCUCAAAACACUCGUAAGUUGAAGUAACACUGUAUAUUUAGAACUGAUAUUUUCUUAUGUCACAAACAAAACGAGCUCUUCUUAUGCUCUGGCGGACCAGGCGCCUUGUACUGUAAUGUGUGUAUGUGCCACGGUGAAUAGGUAGCACCAGGUCUACCUGUAGCGGUCCGAACGUAUUCCUGGCAGGCAACCACAAAUAAACGAAUUCACGGGAAAAACUGAAUAAAUGAGGCAUGCAAAUCUUACAACAACUCACGCUUCAAUCCCGGUUUUUGGGGUGACUCAAUUUAGGACCAAUUCUCGAUUCAACACGAUUUUCGCAACAAGAUAAUAUUUCAAAUAUUAUUUGGUAUGGAAACGAUAAUAAAACCUUUUCAAAACAGGUUGCUGAUGCAUACGCGCAGUUAGUAAUUGCCUAAAAAGUCUAUUUUUAAAAAUGAGUCCUUACAAAAAAAUGUUUUAAUUUUUUAAUGCUUUUUUUUUUUUUAUUCGGAUUUGAUUUAUAAUCUGAUUAAUAAGAAUCGCAAUUUGGAUAUGAAUCAAUUUUUUGAACACCCCUAUUAUAUAUUAAAUUCAAUGUUCAUUCAUUCAAUGUUUACUUACAGCAUAUAGCCCUAAAUCACAAGUGUCUCAAAGGGCUGCACAAGCCACAACGACAUCCUCGGUUCAGAUCCCAACUCAGGGCAAGGAAAAACUCCACCCAAUGGGACAAUGAGAAACCUUGGAGGGGACCGCAGAUGUGGGGACCCCCACCCCUGGGUGACCGGUGCAAUUGACGUUGAAUGGAUCUAACAUAAUAUUGUGAGAGUCCAGUCCAUAGUGGAUCUAACAUAAUAUUGUGAAAGUCCAGUCCAUAGUGGAUCUAACAUAAUAGUGAGAGUCCAGUCCAUAGUGGGUCCAGCAGGGACAAUCCUGAGCGGAGACAGGUCAGCAUUGCAGAAAUGUACCCAACCGAUACACAGGCGAGCGGUCCACCCCGAGUCCCGACUGGACAGCAAGUGCAUUAAAAAACUAAUAGAAGUUUUUACAAUUUUUUUUUUGUAAAAUACCUAAUUUUUAAAAACAGGUACUAUUUACAUAACAGAAUAGACUUUUUUUUUUUUUUUUUAAAUUUGAAGUAAAAACUUGUUCUAAUAAACUGAUAAAAUCCUGGAUUAAUUGACCCAAGUGACCUAGACAUGUUGUCCAUGUAGUGUCGAAGUUAUAUCGGGAAAUAAAUCUUGAUACAUUUGCACCCAGAAUGAAUCAACUCCAUCAUAAAUUUCUUUCAGCAGCUGGAAAAUUUUCACAACAUUAGUUUUGUUGUUAAUUUUUUGUUGUUUUGUGGCAAACGACUGCAAGUUGUAUGUAUAAGGAUCACUGAAAAUGUGCAUUUACUGACUAGUACAGGGGUCGGCAACCUUGUAUACUCUAGCCUUUAAAUAGACUCCCUUUUUAGACCAGUUGAUCUGCCGUUUCUUUUCUUUUUCUUCUAUGUCCCACUCUCCCUUGUGGAGGGGGUCCGGUCCGAUCCGGUGGCCAUGUACUGCUUGCCUGUGUAUCGGCUGGGGACAUCUCUGCCCUGCUGAUCCGCCUCCGCUUGGGAUGGUUUCCUGCUGGCUCCGCUAUGAACAGGACUCUCGCUGCUGUGUUGGAUCCGCUUUGGACUGGACUCUCGCGACUGUGUUGGAUCCAUUAUGGAUUGAACUUUCACAGUAUCAUGUUAGACCCGCUCGACAUCCAUUGCUUUCCUCCUCUCCAAGGUUCUCAUAGUCAUCAUUGUCACCGACGUCCCACUGGGUCAUUAUUGUCACCGAUGUCCCACUGGGUGUGAGUUUUCCUUGCACUUAUGUGGGCCUACCGAGGAUGUCGUAGUGGUUUGUGCAGCCCUUUGAGACACUAGUGAUUUAGGGCUAUAUAAGUAAACAUUGAUUGAUUGAUAAUGUUGAAAGAGCCAUAUUGGACCAAAAAUACAAAAAAAAAAAAUUAGUCUGGAGCCCCAAACAAUGUAAAGCCUUAUAUAAGUGUUAAAAUGAAGGCAACACAUGAUGUAAGGGUCUAUAUUAGCUAUAUUAAACUACUAUCAAAAUGACUGUGUCGCAGGCUGCUGCAAAUCUUCGUUGACAGAAAUGUUGAAAUGUAAUCUUUAUUCUACACAUUUUUACAACAUACUAAAACGGAGGCUUUUCAGAGGGUGUGAUAACUCAUGGAAAUUACUGGCUCAGAAUGGUCACAAGUAAAAAUGUGUGUGUUCAAGUUGAAGGAAACGGAAAUUACAAAUAAAAUGACCUCAAAUAUACCUAAAAUACGAGGCAUAAUGAUGCAUUGUGUACAUAAAGCUAGCAAAAAUAGCCUGUUAGCAUUGAUUAGCUUGCAGUCAUGCAGUGACCAAAUAUGCUUGAUUAGCACUCCACACAAGUGAAUAAUGUCAACAAAGCUCAUCUUUGUGGAUUCACGCACAGCAUAAAAUGUUUGGUGGACAAAAUGAGGCAAAAAAGGGGUGGCAUAAAACAUGUCUUUCUAUGGCAACAUCAAGGAAUCAAACUACGGCGCGUUCAAGGACUUCCGAAAUUAGGACAAAAUGUCACGUGCCAAAUCCUCUCAUCAGUGAAGCAUGUUUAAUGUAAACAGUGGGAUUUCUAACAAUUAGGAAAGUUUGUGUCAUGUUUGUCCUCCUACAGAAACCAUGUUUUUAACCUCUUAAGGCCCAAGCUGUUUGUUUGUAUGCUUUUUUAUAUUUCUCUUUGCUAUUUGGGCUUAUUGGACCCAAAUUAUGAUUCUUACUUUUUAUUCUAAUUAGAAUAGAGUUUUAUGACAAUACAACUCUAUUCUAAUUAGAAUAAAAAUUAACAAUCAUCUUUUGAUAUGAUAUACUUAGUCCAUAAGUACACAAACAUGUACUUCAUGUGUAGUGACAUGCUAAUAUUUUUACACUUUUUUUUUCCAAAUUCCAUUGUAUGUUAUACUCUUCUGACACCACCAGAUGGCAGUAUAAGUGUCCACAUAAGCAGCCAUAAGACCCCAAUUCAGUAGUGUACACAAGUUUGUAAAUAAGAGCUAAAAGAUGCUGUCCUUGCAUGUGGCCACUAAGCCUUUAGAGGUUUUAAAACAAAAUAUAUAUAUUUUUUUCCAUUUUCUCACAUUUUUGAAAAGGCUCCAGGGAGCCACUAGGGCGGCGCUAAAGAACCGUGCGUUGCCCACCCCCGGACUAGAGAUAUAUAGAGAGUACUGUAGAAAUGAAAGGCUAUUUUAUUGUCAUGUAUUUUUGUUAUAGUCUUCAAACAUUGCUCCGUCUGAGCACACGUUUCCGCAAACGCUCCGUGCCAUAAUUGUGCUCUCCACCAAAAAACACAUGAAUGACCUGUGGAUAGAAAUGUAAAUACCAUUCACUUCCAUACUGUAUACAGGCAAUAUUUUUUUCCUGCUGAAACAUAAGCCAUAUAGCAAAUGGUCAUGUAGUACUCCUGGCCUGUUCUCAUAUUGCAAAGCAUCAUGGGUAUGUGCUAUCAAUGAAGUCAUGUAUCCCUUCAUCUGAGAAUAAAGAUGUUUAUAUAAAAGGAUCAAUGGGAAGUUGACCGGUGGAA
Nerophis ophidion (straightnose pipefish) is the source of this 5989-nucleotide messenger RNA. It is a transcript of the gene lrp11, whose product is annotated as low density lipoprotein receptor-related protein 11. Gene Ontology annotation, molecular function: protein binding; serine-type endopeptidase inhibitor activity. The coding region runs from base 191 to 1813 and encodes 540 amino acids. The transcript is spliced from 9 exons. NCBI's taxonomy places the organism in Eukaryota, Metazoa, Chordata, Actinopteri, Syngnathiformes, Syngnathidae. The record is from RefSeq and is a predicted model, not a curated record.